AUGUUGAUGGUGGGAAGCGCCUGGGAAACUGAUAAGGAGGACGAACAGGUCUGUGGGGCUGUCUUUCAGUGUCGAGCUCGAGGAUUGAAGUUGGCAAUUUGGACGAGUGACUGUUCAGAUUCUGAGACAGUUAUGCGGAUAGGCGCCCGGAUGAGGACGAGGGAUUGUUCAGAUUUGGCGACAGUGAUGCGCAUAGGCGCCCGCCUGAUGUCUGUUGUCCAGCCUUCUGAACCCCUUUUCUACCAAACUCUGAUGCAGUCAAUUUGGACGAGUGACUGUUUAGAUUCUGAGACAGUCGUGCGCAUAGGCGCCCGCAUGAAGUCUGUUGUCCAGUACCAUGAACCUCUUUUCUACCAAACCGUAGAUGAACAGAAGUCUCUAUCAAGGGGUGUGCAUUACUUAUCUGUAAAAUUCAAAAUUGAAUAA
Messenger RNA from Protopolystoma xenopodis, 426 nucleotides. The record is from the annotation of a GenBank genome assembly. Lineage: Eukaryota; Metazoa; Platyhelminthes; Monogenea; Polystomatidea; Polystomatidae.